AGUUCUUUGUGGUGGAGCCUGUGACUUUCUUCUCGUUACAAGGUUAAGCGCGAGGAUAAGCUGUGUACCCCCCCUCUGCCAAGAUCUGCUGCAUGAGCAGACAGGAGAACUACAGAGGUGAAGAACCACUGGACUGCUCACACAUGUCAAGAGAAAAGCACAUGACUCUUCUGUGACGCUUGAACAUUUCAUCUGUGAAUGAAAAAAGGCAGAAGAGACGGAGAGUCCCCUAACUGAGGAUUAUUGGACGUACAGGACAGCUUCUACACACAGAGCAGCCGUGUAAAGGAGUUUGGAUACUAGUGCAGGUAAAUCGUGGAGCUGCUGUUUUCUCAGUGUUUCAUACUAAGUUCACUUACCACAAGUUUUGGACUUUUUUCAGACAUGUGAAUGUUGCCUGCCUAAAGCACAUGGCUGGUUCAACAAGUUGAGCGUGGAUCUUUUGACUGACAAGUCCUAAAUAAGGAUCUUUUUUUUUUUAAUCUUUAAAUGUUUGGAACGGUCCAGCUGGGUCUAAACAUGUAUACCAGCACUCUACAAAUGGCUGUUAUGGGCCAAAAUCAAAAUCACAUGAAUUGCACCAAGAGCGAUGACUUCAAGUACCCUUUGUACAGCUCGGUUUUCAGCGUGGUGUUUGUUGUUGGACUUCUCUUCAACAUGGUGGCUGUGUAUAUCUUUGGGUGGACACUGAAGCUGCGAAACGAGACCACAACGUACAUGAUGAAUCUUGUCGUUUCGGACUCUCUCUUUGUCCUCAGUCUGCCUUUUCGGAUUGUUUAUUUCAUCAAGCGAGAGUGGAUGUUUGGAGAGGAGCUCUGCAAGAUUUCUGUGGCGCUGUUCUACACCAACAUGUACGGCAGCAUCCUAUUUCUCACCUGCAUCAGCGUUGAUCGUUUCCUGGCCAUCGUGCACCCAUUCAGGUCCCAGACUAUUCGUACAAAGAGGAAUGCCAAACUGGCCUGCUGUGCGGUGUGGGUAAUGGUUCUUUCUGGGAGUAUACCAACAGGGUUCCUUUUAGAUACCUCUUCACCAAUAAAUGUGAACUCCUCCGCACACUACUGCUUUGAAAACUACUCCAAAAAGCAGUGGAAAGCAGAGCUGUCCAAAGUGGUGGUGUUUAUCGAGACCGUUGGCUUCAUCAUCCCACUGAUGCUUAAUGUGUUCUGCUCAGUUAUGGUACUACGGACACUGAGGAGACCCCAUACAAUCAGCCGAGGAGGAAGUCUCAACAAAACAAAAAUCCUGAGGAUGAUUAUUGUGCAUCUGCUCAUCUUCUGCUUCUGUUUCAUCCCCUACAAUGUCAAUCUCAUUUUCUACGCCCUGGUUCGCUCCAAUAUACUAAAGGGAUGCGAUGCCGAACAUGUGGUCAGAACAAUCUACCCCAUCGCUUUGUGCAUAGCGGUGACCAACUGCUGUUUUGAUCCAGUUAUUUACUACUUCACCUCAGAGUCCAUCCAGAGCUCCAUCAAACGGAAGUCCACAGUUUGGCACAAUGGUGCCAGGCUGCUCGACAGGCUACAGAUGGACAGCUUGCAAAGCAGUCCAAACACAACACCUAAAAGCCUGACCCUGAAGUCCCCAAGAACCAAAGCGUUUGACAAUGAGUCGACAGUCUGACGACGACGACUUCAUUAUGUAAUGGGAUUUGUAAUUCGGUGAGCAUUGCGAGUAAAACCUGAUUUGUGUCAGAGGACGUAGGUGGAGGCAGAGUGGCCUUGAGGGAUCAUAACAACUCACAAACACACAGGUUACUAAGGAGUCACUUUCUGAUCUACUGGACACCACAAAGGCUUUAGACUGGGACUUAAGACGAGGAUCCCUUAGUCGAUAAAAUGUGGAACAAGCCAAAGAGGAGACGUUUGAAGAAAAGACAAUGUGUUGCAGAAAUAUGUGAUGACAAUUUCCAACACAGAUGUUUAAGUAUCUAUAAGGAGAUGCCAUUUUCAUGUACGUGGUGCUACAAGCAAAUAUGAGCUGAUAUUGUCUAUGUAGAGCAAAUUGUCCAGUCUUGAAAAUUACACUUUGGAAAAGCUCAACCAGUAUUAACGUCUUCAAAUGUUUGAACGGUGCAGUUUCUUAGUAACUGUCUACUCACUAAGACAAGCACUUUAUAGGACCGUCUGCUCUUUAAGAGGUUUUAUCUCUUAUUCUG
Molecule: messenger RNA, 2152 nt
Organism: Notolabrus celidotus (New Zealand spotty)
Lineage: Eukaryota; Metazoa; Chordata; Actinopteri; Labriformes; Labridae
Product: lysophosphatidic acid receptor 6-like
Exons: 1
Coding region: 490-1617 (375 amino acids)
Biological process (GO): positive regulation of Rho protein signal transduction; phospholipase C-activating G protein-coupled receptor signaling pathway
Cellular component (GO): membrane
Molecular function (GO): lysophosphatidic acid receptor activity
Source: RefSeq, a predicted model, not a curated record